AUGAUAGCAGCAAAUCCUCAGCAGCAAUCGUGUGCUCAAUCGCGUGCAAAUUCGGGUAUAAGUCAUCACGAAGAAAUGAACGGUGUCUCAACUCCCUCCAACGUAAACGGCACAUCCACCCAUCCAAACCCCCAAGAUUCAGCGGACAAGCAGGAGGCGCCCCACUGCGACGAUUCAACGAAGACGCCAAGCCGUAUGUCGGGCUCAAUGUUGAAAUCCGUCGGUACUGAAAAUUCCGUUAACGUAGUUGAGGAUCAUGCUAUCGACGAUGAGAGCGUCGACGACGAUGAGGACGAAGAGGAGGAGGACGAGGAGGACGAUAUGGUUGGUAAUAGUAGUAAUGGUGGCGCAAGAGUAGUGGACACUAGUGUUGGCGGUAUGGGAUCAAUGGGUGGUGGUAUAGGUGCAGGAGAGCACGAAACGUCGGCGCGUGGAAUGGAAACGAUGGAGUUGAGUGGUGGGGGUGCCGGUGGAGGCGGCAUGGGCGGCUACUGGAGGCACAGCAGACCCUCCAGUCCCCGCAUGCCGCCUCCUGAGCAGCCUGAGCAAAGGCCGAAGAGCCGACACGAUAGUCUCUCCAAUACAACAACGAGAUACAACAAUCUUGGAUACUGGAGGGCUCGACGUGUCACAUUUUAUAAGAAUGGUGAUCCUUAUUUUCCAGGAGUUGAAUUCAGGUUCAAGCCCGGACGUGACAUUGGCUCGCUCGAAGCCCUCCUCGAUCGACUCUCCCUGCGUCUCGAUCUGCCCAGGGGUGCUAGGCACAUUUUCUCCAUGGACGGUGACAGAAAACUCAAUCUCGACGAACUCGAGGACGGGGCGUCCUACGUUGUCUCCAGUUACAAGACUUUUAAGCCGGCGAGCUACGGUAAAAAGAGCAAUACAUGGUACACACCACCAGGAGGUACCGGUGGAGCAGCGAGUAGAACUGGCGGAGGUACCGGUGGAGCAGCGAGUAGAACUGGCGGUGUGGGUAACUGGCAGAGUAGACCAUCAGCGGUAGCGAGUCUGAGCAGGAAGGCUUCAAUCACUGACGAGGCACCCCCACCAGGCGGUGGUAAGCCCUCCUCCGGUCGGGUCAUCAGGAUCGUCAACAACCUAGAUCAUACUGUCCAGUGCCGUGUACUCCUCAAUCUGCGCACAUCGCAGCCGUUCGAGGAAGUACUGGAGGACCUCGGUCAGGUGUUGAAGAUGAACGGGGCCAAGAGAAUGUUCACAGUAUCGGGGCAGGAGGUGCGGAGUUUCUCACAAUUGAGGAACGACUUUGCGGAUGUAGACACAUUUUAUUUGGGUACCGGAUCAUCCAUGGGGAUUGGGAGUACGACAAUGAAUGUCACAUCGCCGGCUAGGAGAUCUAGAUCGAGGGGGCCAUCGACAGUAUCACUGACUGGAGCUGGGGAGGAUAUUGGGAGGCAGAGGAGAGCACGCAGCAAGAGUAGACCACGAGCUCUUUAUGCACCGGAUUCUGAGGUCGUUCGAGUUAAUGAUUACAGUGUAGUUGAAGUACUACGCGAUGAGCCUGCCAAAGUAACAAUUCGCGGCCUCAGACGUUCCUUCUAUCCCCCUUCACACCUUCCCCUAGUGGACAAUUCCCCACCCGACAAGAAGCUCCAACUUGAAUGGGUCUAUGGAUAUCGAGGAACCGACACGAGACGAAAUCUCUGGGUUCUCCCCAGCGGAGAACUUCUGUAUUACGUAGCUGCAGUGGCUGUCCUCUUCGAUCGAGAGGAGAAUUCGCAGCGUCACUACAUCGGGCACACUGAGGACAUCACCUGUAUGGAAGUUCAUCCCAGUAGGGAAUUAGUGGCGUCGGGACAAAAAGCCGGAAGGCACAGGAAAGCACAGCCACACGUUCGCAUUUGGUCAACAGAAACUCUAUUGACUCUUUAUGUUUUCGGAAUGACAGAGUUUCAGAUGGGUGUGUCAGCUCUGGCUUUUUCACAACUUAAUGGCGGUAGUUAUGUCCUCGUUGUUGAUGCUGGAAGGGAAGCUAUUCUAUCAGUUUGGCAGUGGCAAUGGGGUCAUUUACUCGGCAAAGUGGCGACAUUACAAGAAGACUUGACCGGCGCAGCCUUUCAUCCUCUCGACGACAAUCUCCUUAUAACCCACGGUCGUGGCCACUUAACGUUCUGGAACCGGCGCAAAGAUGGAUUCUUCGAGCGCACCGACAUAAUAAAACCACCCUCACGAACGCACGUGACCAGCAUUCAAUUCGAGCAAGAUGGUGACGUAGUGACAGCAGACUCCGACGGAUUCAUCACGGUUUAUUCAGUGGACGCGGAUGGUGCCUAUUUCGUUCGAAUGGAGUUUGAGGCCCAUAACAAGGGCAUAAGCUGCUUGGUGAUGCUCUCAGAGGGGACUUUGCUUUCUGGUGGGGAGAAAGACAGGAAAAUUGCGGCAUGGGACUCUUUACAAAAUUACAAACGGAUUACGGAUACUAAGUUACCAGAGGCAGCUGGUGGUGUGCGCAGUAUUUACCCCCAGCGACCAGGGAGAAACGACGGCAACAUCUACGUUGGUACAACACGAAAUAACAUACUCGAGGGCUCACUACAACGUAGAUUCAAUCAAGUUGUGUUUGGCCAUGGUAGACAGUUGUGGGGACUCGCUGUACAUCCGGAUGACGAGGUCUUUGCCACUGCAGGACACGAUAAAAAUAUUGCACUGUGGAGGAGGCACAAAUUGUUGUGGACGACGCAGGUGGGCUUCGAGUGCAUUUGCAUUGCUUUUCAUCCAUUCGGGGUGGCGCUCGCUGCUGGCUCGUCAGAAGGUCAUCUUCUUGUACUUGCGGCUGAUACCGGCGCUGCUGUCGCGACGCUCAGGGUCUGCGGUUCGCCUAUAUCUUGUAUUGGAUAUAAUCCCACUGGAGAGAUGAUAGCCAUGGGAUCGCAAAACGGUAGUAUCUACCUGUUCCGAGUAUCGAGGGACGGUUUCUCCUAUAAGAAGAGCAAUAAAAUCCGAGGCACUCAGCCAUUGGUUCAACUGGACUGGAGUUCAGAUAGCAGAUUCCUCCAGACAGUCACUCAAGAUUACGAUCUUGUAUUUUGGGAUGUGAAAGCGCUGCAGUCGGAAAAGAGUCCGAUAGUGAUGAAGGAUGUGAAAUGGCACACUCAUAACUGCACCGUUGGAUAUACGGUUUCGGGAAUGUGGAAUAACCGUUACUACCCACUGACAACGGUACUGACGACCGCAAGUCGUUCAGCAGCUCACGAUAUGCUCAUAAGCGGCGAUGCCGAGGGUUACCUCCGUCUCUUCAGAUAUCCAUGUACCAGUGCUAAAGCCGAGUACCUCGAGGAAAAGGUCUACAGUUCGCUAGUUGCAUGUGCACGUUUCCUCUACAACGAUCAAAAUGUUGUGACCGUUGGCGGGACUGACGCUGCGCUCAUGCUGUGGGAAUUGGUCGAUGAAUAAUCGUAAAAUGAAAACUACAACGUAAUGGAAGUAAUGGAACAUCGAAUCGAAUGAGCACAAUCUCCGGCGCCGGCUAUUCGUGAAGAGCCGACUGGUUCAUUGAGACUUGAAUACCCGUCGGGCGUAACUGCCUUUUAUCUUAUUUAUUUAUUCAAUAGAAUAUUUUCGGCGCAGUGAAAUUUGGUCAUUAUUUCUCAUUGUCAUGACUCAUCGAUCCACAAUUCUACCGUACAAAUGAAUUCCAAAGAAUUCAAUCUCCAUACAAUGGAACGUAACAAUUUUUUUAUGAACACAAUGAAAAUUAAUUGACGAAAUUCAUUGAUCGAAGAAAUUUUUGUCAUAAACACAUUUUGGAUUUUGAUGGUUUUAUUAGGAUUAAAAAACCAAGAAGCAUGAAACACGUGAAGUUUUUUUUGGUGAUGUAACAUAAAUUCUAACAGAAAAAUUGACAGAGGGGAAUUGUGAUUGCAAUGCUGAAUCUACAAUGAAAUUACGAUAAUUUUCGCGAAAAAAACAGUUCGAUAACUGAAUUCGGUGUUGAACUCGUGAAGCUAUACAGAGAAAAAAGUUUCUAGUUUUCGGUAGAAGUCUCUUAACUUCAGAACUAUGUCGUAUUGAAAUCUAGCCCGUAAAAAUCCGGGACAUGAGUGAAACUUUCACUAAUUUUAAGUUAUUGAUAGCGUGGUUAGAAGAGGUCGAAAAAAAGUCAACAAAUUGAUGAUUUUUUAAAAAUACAUUCGCUGAUCUAUCCUAAAAGGCUGUGCGAAUUCUAGGAAGCCUAGAAGAAUGCUGAAAACACAGAAAUUAUGAUAAAAAAUGCAAUUUAAGGAUAUCCAAGUACUUUGUUCAAGUUAGCAUCUUUUUCCUUUUUAAAGCAAGAUUUUAGUUUUGCCGAAAGUCUUGCCAUCCAUAAUUUUCAGGUCUUUCAUUGUUGAAUACAUUUUUUUCGGGAAUUUCUUCAAUGAAUAUUGUGAACAAUAUUCAAUUUCACACUUGACACUCGUUGAUUCGUACGGUAGAGAGUUAAAUUUUGAAUCGUGAAACAGGUUUGUUGAUGAAUUGAACAAAAUAUAUAGAAAUGUUCCGUGGCUGGACGUUAGCUGCAAUAAUUAUGAAAAAUUUAAAUUUUGGAAAAUUAAAAAAUUUCAAUGUAAAAAAACAAUAGACGAUUAGACAUAUCCACUUACCAUUUAUAACGUACACACUCUAGAAAAUAAUUACUUCUGAUAGCGGAUAAAUUAUUAAUUUUUUUAUUCUCAAUC
Messenger RNA from Diachasma alloeum, 4673 nucleotides. It is a transcript of the gene DCX-EMAP, whose product is annotated as echinoderm microtubule-associated protein-like CG42247. The transcript is spliced from 15 exons. Lineage: Eukaryota; Metazoa; Arthropoda; Insecta; Hymenoptera; Braconidae. Gene Ontology annotation, cellular component: mitotic spindle. Gene Ontology annotation, biological process: intracellular signal transduction; microtubule cytoskeleton organization. The record is from RefSeq and is a predicted model, not a curated record. Gene Ontology annotation, molecular function: microtubule binding. Bases 1 to 3411 code for a protein of 1136 amino acids.